AGACUAACUUAUUUACUGCUUUUUAUAUGUAUAACUAAUAUUUUAUUGUAAUAUUUAUAAGAAACACAAACGAUGGACAAGAGCAAAGUGCAUAAAACCGCAGAAGCCAGCACACCAGAUGAAAAUAGUGAACCAACUGCUGGGAGUAGCUCUCUAGCGGAGAACACUUCACUAGCUGAGAAGAGUGAAGCGAUUGAGAAGCGCGCUCAAGCUGAGAAGAGUGAACCGGUUGAGGACAGCGCAUGCUCUUCACUAACAAAUGCACCAUACGAGACUAAUUCACUAGCGGAGAACAGUUUACUAGCUGAGAAGACUGAAUCGGUUGAGAAGUUCGGCGCACCAGCUGAGAAGAGUGAAGUGAUUAGUGAGAUCAGUGAACCGGUUGACGACACCGCACACUCUCCACCAACAGCUGAGCAAUCCAAAGCGCCUGAGCCCACACAGUCUUGCACUUAUAGUUUACCACCGGCACAAUUUGAUAACGAGAUGCCAGCACUGCAACGGAUUUUUAAUAGAUUUUUCGGUACUUUAUCAGUUCGCGGAAAUCAUCCAGGCUAUCAAGACUAUGCAACAGGUCGACAAACGCAGGGGCAGCAACAAGAAGAACCUAUAACUUCACAGCCUGGCAGGCCACCAGGACUUGCAGGUUUAGGCCCAUGGAUGAACGCACCUGGCAGAAGUCAAAAUUGUCCGCCCGGAUUGGAAUAUCUUAUGGUUCUUGACCAGAUAAUUAUUCAAGAAAGAUUGAAUGUGCUCGAGAUAGUUCUUGGCUUCGAUUUUUCCAGUUUAUUUGAUAUAAAAAAUAUGUGGGGCCAGAAUAUUUACUUUGCCGCCGAAACUAGUAAUUGCUGCGCGAGAGCGUGUUUUGGCCACCUUCGUCCCUUUCAUAUGCAUGUAAUGGAUAAUUUUGGCAAUGAGGCCAUACACAUGGCACGUCCGCUGGCCUGUGACGGCUGCUGUUGUCCAUUGUGCCUGCAGUCCAUUGUAGUAUCGGCGCCACAAGGCCAUGAAAUUGGAAGCGUCAAGGAGGAGUGCACUUUUUGCCAACCAAAAUUUCGCGUACUGAACUCCUUUGGCGACACUGUGCUGCGUAUUGUAGGUCCCAUUUGCUACAGCAAAUGCUUCAAGAAUGUAAUUUUUGAUGUGUUCACAGAAAAUGGCCAACUAAUUGGGAAGAUCACCAACAAGUGGUCAAACAUAUUACGUGAAAACUUUACUAAUGCGGACACCUAUGUCGUAAGCUUUCCACUCAACUUGGAUGUACGCAUGAAGGCAACACUCAUCGGUGCCACUUUCUUGAUCGAUUACAUGUACUAUGAAAAUAAGCAAGUUCAAUCAGAGUAAUAAGAAUGAAGCUAUUUUGGAGCUUCAGAUAUAUCUGUAUGCUUUUCUGAUAUAUAGUUUUGAAUAUUUCUUAAAUUCUUAGCAUGUCAUUUAUACAAUGUCUGUCAUAAAUAUUUAAUAACAA
Molecule: messenger RNA, 1468 nt
Organism: Drosophila busckii
Lineage: Eukaryota; Metazoa; Arthropoda; Insecta; Diptera; Drosophilidae
Product: phospholipid scramblase 2-like
Exons: 5
Coding region: 73-1344 (423 amino acids)
Biological process (GO): plasma membrane phospholipid scrambling
Cellular component (GO): plasma membrane
Molecular function (GO): phospholipid scramblase activity
Source: RefSeq, a predicted model, not a curated record